CCCAGAUUCCAGACCAAAUGCUUGCUUGCCAACAAAUGUGAGCUCCCUAGUAUAUCCUCGUCAAGUUUCCUCUACAUCCGAAAUUUGUCUGAUACCAGAAUGUAUCAAAGAAGAUUCUGGACAAUCUACUGAAAUGUCAGUGAACAUAGGGCACCUAGCAUCUCUCCUUAACAUCUCUUCCGAGUAUGAUUUCUGCCUGACACCUGGAUGCGCUAAAGCAGCUGUCGAAAUCCUGUCCAAUUUGAAUCAAAGCGUAGAACCUUGUGAAGACUUCUACCAGUUUGCCUGUGGUGGUUGGCUGAAGAGACAUGAAGUUUCUGAUAUCCAGCACGACAUCUCUAUCGCUAAUGAAGUUGAAAACGAUAUCGACCUUAAACUCCGAGAUCUGCUAGAAAACACAAUGACAGAAAAUAAAUCUAAAUAUAUUUCCGAUUUAAAAUCAUCCUAUGAAAAGUGUAAGGAAAACGGAGGCCCGACAUGGGUAGAAAAAGCGGAGAAGAUUAGUUCUUCGGAAAAGACUCAUCAGGAAAAUUGGCAAAGCGUCUCUGACAUUCUGAAGACUCUUGGUGGGUGGCCAUUAUUGGAGGGAGAAAACUGGAAAUCGUCUUCAUUCGACUGGCUUCAGACUCUUGUUGAGCUCCGCAAGAUGGGCUUGAAUCACGAUAUCUUUAUUCAAUUAUAUGCUAAGAAUGAUGCCAGUAAUAACACUGUGCAUGUGAUAAAGUUGGACCCAGUGUUGUCAGGAAUAUCAAAUCAUACGUAUUUACUGUAUAAGCAAAAUGAUUCAUCGAUCGAUAGUUUGCUCGAAUCCAUGAUGGAAGUAGCUCAGCAGUUGAAUGGCAAUAUCAAUACUACAGUGGACGAUUUUCGAGAAGUUGUCAGUUUUGAAACCACAUUUGCCGAACUCUCUUCUCCACAGCAAGAGACACAAGACAUUAGCAAUGCAAGUAAGAAUUAUAUAGUUCAGGAGCUCGUGGAUGAAGUACCUCAGAUUAACUGGAUUAAGUAUUUCAACGGACUGCUGAAUGGCCAAAUUAAAAAUGAAACGUUAGUUGUUAUGGAUAAGAAUUUCAUUAUCAAUUUUGCCGAACUGAUCACAAAGACAAACACGAGGGUGGUAGCCAAUUACAUGAUGUGGAAGAUAGUUCAAGAAUUGUCAGAGAACUGGAAGAUUCCGAAACAUAGGUCACGAAGGAGUUAUAUAUAUCCUCUUUGGAAACGAUGUCUCCAUUCCCUUAAGUACGAAGAGGAAUUUAACAUGAGUUCUUAUUUCAUGGAACAUUACUUCAAAAAGGAAACCAAAGAUGACGUACUCAAGAUUUUUAAAUAUGUUCAUAAUGAGUUUUUAAAUAUGAUAGAAGAAAAGGAGUGGUUAGAUGCAAAAGCAAAAAAACAAGCGAAAAAAAAGGCCUAUGCCAUGAAAUUAUAUAUUGGAAACCCAAAAGACCCUAGGUCGGUUAUUUAUGUCUCUGAUCUUUACAAAAACGUAGCAAGAAUUAAUCUAGACAGAUCAGCGAAGAGGCGCAGUGGUUUUCCCAGGAGAAGAACGGGAUACCAUCUUGGAAACAUUUGGAGCAAACGUCUUAUAUUCAAAGAAUGAAAAUGCUAUUGAGAUGUCCGUAGCAUAUUUACAGGAUCCCAGUUUCAACAAGGAUCGACCACAAUAUCUGAAUUUUGCAGCAAUCGGUUAUAUCAUUGGCCACGAGAUUUCACAUGCAUUUGAUAACCAAGGU
Molecule: messenger RNA, 1733 nt
Organism: Stegodyphus dumicola
Lineage: Eukaryota; Metazoa; Arthropoda; Arachnida; Araneae; Eresidae
Product: neprilysin-2-like
Biological process (GO): protein processing
Cellular component (GO): plasma membrane
Molecular function (GO): metalloendopeptidase activity
Source: RefSeq, a predicted model, not a curated record